AUGAAUUCCCUGCCUCAUCUAGAUUCUCAUCAAACAAUACAUCAAAAGAGACUUGGUGCGUCGCGCUACCAGCAUCAGACUCAGAAUGGACCACCUCGUCACCUCAACAACGGAAUCGUCCUCGGUGUCGCGACAGCGAAGUCACCUCAGCUUCACUAUUUCCUUUCCACCAUGCCGGAAAUUUCACCUCGGCAUCACUACAGUGUUGACUCCACCUCGAGUUCACCUUGUAGCGAUCACCUCGUAACCAGAAUUCAAGAUAAACAAAACAAAAAAAAAACCAUCGCGUCCACUACGACAAAACCAACCUCGGUGAACUCCACCUCGACGGCUGCUCAAUUCGCUUUGGCAUACUCUCAGACCACCUCGGCGUCUUUGGAGGCUCAACUCGGUCACAAUUCCACAAGUCUACCUCUCCGCCUCGGCUGCGAUCCACCUCGGUCACAAUGCCACAAGUCUACCUUUUUGCCUCGGCUGCGAUCCACCUCGGUCACAAUUACACAAGUCGACCUCUCCACCUCGGCGGCGUUCGGUUUAAGCUCGGUUGGCAUAAUCACUUGGGCUCAGGAAGACGUGGUUAUUCAAAUCAAGUCGCGAUUUUUGCAGUCACCCAGGAGCGAGUAUGGCAGAAACAUUGAUCUUAUCCUUGCAAUAAUUCUCAACGCGGUACCAUCAUACUUGAUACUAUCGAGCUGGGGGCUAACUGUAGGGGUCGGAUUCCAUCCCUGUAAGAUCAAAGCCACAAAAUGGCUAAGUAUGGAAACUGCAUGA
Messenger RNA from Arabis nemorensis, 771 nucleotides. The record is from the annotation of a GenBank genome assembly. Lineage: Eukaryota; Viridiplantae; Streptophyta; Magnoliopsida; Brassicales; Brassicaceae.